This is a messenger RNA of Andrographis paniculata, 1464 nucleotides long. RefSeq names its product serine/threonine-protein kinase PBL27-like. Gene Ontology annotation, molecular function: ATP binding; protein kinase activity. Gene Ontology annotation, biological process: protein phosphorylation. Lineage: Eukaryota; Viridiplantae; Streptophyta; Magnoliopsida; Lamiales; Acanthaceae. Bases 83 to 1219 code for a protein of 378 amino acids. The record is from RefSeq and is a predicted model, not a curated record. The transcript is spliced from 5 exons.
AUUCGCCCCCAGUAAGAAAAAUACAGAAUUGCCGACCGACUUAUACGUAAUGGAAGAAGCUUCCUACGACUAAGUCAUACUCAUGCCGAGGGUGUACGACGACUGGGAGAGACUGGUUCACGCUGUUCUCGACCGGGAGGAGCUCCGGCGACUUGCGCUCUGUCCUAGCUUCAGCAGCUCGAGUUCCGCCGAUUUCAGUUUCGACCUCUCCAUUGAUGAUUUUGAAGUUUCUGGAAGAACUACAAGUGAUGAGCAGAGGCCUCAAGACGACACACCGUCCCAUCAAAUUUAUUGCAAGACAUUCACCUUUCACGAGCUGGCCAUUGCUACAAGAAAUUUUUACAGCGACUGUGUUAUAGAUAAGGGAGGUUAUGGCAGAAUGUAUAAAGGACGUCUGCAGGGCUCCAAUCUUGUUGUUGCAGUAAAGGUAGUCGAACGAAUUGACAAGAACAGAGAAUUUCUUGUCGAGACAUUGAUGCUGAGUGUUCUACACCACACUAACAUUAUAAACUUAAUCGGAUAUUGUAGUGAGGGAGAUCAUAGGCUCCUUGUUUAUGAAUAUUCGCCGCUUGGCUCUUUGUAUGAUCACCUUCAUGGCCCUAUGCCGGGUAGGGAAAAUCUCGACUGGAACACGAGGAUGAAAAUAGCUGCCGGAGUAGCCAAAGGAUUGGAGUAUUUGCAUGACAAAGCUAAUCCUCCUGUUAUCCACCGUAAUUUGAAGCCCUCUAGCAUUUUGCUCGGGCAGGGGUAUGAACCAAAGAUAUCUAAUCUGGGAUUCGCAAAACUCGGACCCUUUGGGGACAAAACUCAUGUAAGCACACGGGUUAUGGGUACUUAUGGAUAUUGUGCACCAGAGUACGCCAUGACGGGGAAGCUGACCAUGAAAGCAGAUGUCUAUAGCUUUGGUGUUGUUCUUCUGGAGAUUGUUUCCGGCAGAAAAGCAGUCGGCGAUUUAGAAAAUGGAGAAGUCCUGAGCAUCAUUCCAUGGGUUAGACCAUUAUUAAUGGAAAGAAAGUACGUGCAGAUAGUCGAUCCUGCUCUGGGAGAUCGAUAUCCAUUUAGGUCAUUGUCCCAAGUUCUUGCUGUGGCAGCGAUGUGUAUUCAGGAGAAAGAUGAGUCACGUCCAACAAUGGUGGACGUUGCUGCUGCUUUAACUCAUCUGUCUUCGCUGAAAUAUAAGGUUGAAGCUCAAACAGGCUCUGCUGGGAACUCUGCUUGAAAGAAAUAUGUAUAAAGACAAGCAAGCAACUAUAAUUAUUCAGGUUUGUGCUAUGUUAUGUUAUGCUUUCUGUUGUGUAUCUCUAUUUGACACAGUAGAUUUUCUUGAUGGAGGACUGUAAUCAGAAAAUUUUUAGUAAAAUUCAAAUUAAUGACCCUACUGACAUCCCACAAACCAAAUCUGAACACAAAUGAUAUAUGCAGUGGAAUGUAAUGCAAACUCUCAAAGUUUGUUGUGUUCAAAUA